CUCUAGUUUUGCAGAUACCAUCACAAGGGAAAUUUUGCAGAGAAAAGAAACAAAGUGAUCGAUACCGAGAAAGAGGGGAGAGACGAACGCGGCGAGAAAGGGAAAUUUUGUGUGGCCGAAUGGAUACCGGAGCGGCAGGGGGUGUCCUUGCCGGAGACGAUCUCUCCUCCUCGGCUUCAUCCCCCGCUGCAGCCAUUUCCCGGUGGACCUUUGCUAUUUCGCGGCGGUACCAGCAUCUCCUGGACAAGUCGGUCCCGCACAUUCUCUACCGUUGGAUCGGCUGCCUGGCCGUCAUUUUCAUCUACGCUCUGCGCGUGUAUCUGGUGCAGGGAUUCUACAUCAUCACCUAUGGCCUCGGCAUCUACAUGCUCAACUUGCUUAUGGGCUUUCUAUCUCCUCAGGUCGAUCCCGAGACGCUAGAUGGGCCCACUCUCCCUACCCGCGGAUCCGACGAGUUCCGCCCCUUCGUACGCCGUCUCCCUGAGUUCAAGUUCUGGUAUGCUAUUACCAGAGCAUUCUGCAUUGCCUUUGUGAUGACGUUCUUCAGUGCCUUUGAUGUACCUGUCUUUUGGCCAAUACUCCUUUUCUACUGGUUCAUGCUAUUUAUUCUCACAAUGAGGAGACAAAUUCAGCACAUGAUCAAAUAUAAAUAUGUCCCAUUCUCAUUUGGGAAACAGCGAUAUGUUGGAAAGAAAGUACCUCCAUCUGACAGCCCAAACCUUCCUAGGGAUUGAGAUUCUCAGCCUCCACCUGGGAUGCAGAAGAUGGGAAAGUUUUCAGAAGGAGUAAAAUAUAAGCACAUUGGAUCAAUCUGCUGUUUCCUACCAGAGGUUUACUGGUUCAGCCUUGGUAUGUUUUAGUGAAAGAUUCAACUUAGGGAAUCAAAAUGACUGCCAUUCAAAUUUUAAAAAAAUCCUUGUGUAUAAAAGGGGCAUGCUACAUUUCCUAUUACUUGGACAUCAAUUAAGUGAUUAGUUCUUUUUAGAAGGGAAUGCAAAUUAAGCAACAAGUAGGAUUUAUGUUACAGUCCCACUUUUUGGCCGUUGGGGAUGGUUUUACUAGAGAAUAAAUACCGCAAUGGUAGUUAUUGCAGGUGGGGAAUUUCUCAUUUUCUAUUUCUUUUAGAAAGGAAAGCUUGUUGUUUACCUUACUUUCAAUGGAAAUGGUCAAAAGGCUCUUUUGAAGUA
Messenger RNA from Carica papaya (papaya), 1187 nucleotides. RefSeq names its product protein RER1A-like. Gene Ontology annotation, cellular component: Golgi membrane. The record is from RefSeq and is a predicted model, not a curated record. NCBI's taxonomy places the organism in Eukaryota, Viridiplantae, Streptophyta, Magnoliopsida, Brassicales, Caricaceae. Gene Ontology annotation, biological process: protein retention in ER lumen; retrograde vesicle-mediated transport, Golgi to endoplasmic reticulum.